Molecule: messenger RNA, 833 nt
Organism: Suillus paluster
Lineage: Eukaryota; Fungi; Basidiomycota; Agaricomycetes; Boletales; Suillaceae
Exons: 2
Coding region: 220-732 (170 amino acids)
Source: RefSeq, a predicted model, not a curated record
UAUGAUUAUGUCACUUCCGGGUGGGUCGGUCUAGAGGGCAACGCCGCAACGAGCCUCGUUCCAGGCGGCCCAGGCUUACUUAUAGUCAUUCAUCAUGGCAACGGCUAGAAUGUCGACCAGGGGUAAAUGACGCAGCUGCCCCCCAUUGUCAAAAGCAUGUCUAUCACGCGAUCAUCUGGUAUUUAAUGCAGGGCCUCCUGUGUCGAGUUUGCCAAUUCGAUGGCUACGUCAACUAUCACUUUCGAGCUCGCACCUGAAGUAGUCGCACGGCGCAUGGAUGCGCGCCAGCUGCAUGGCGUUGACUCCCUUGAUACGCUCCCUGCCGAAGUGUGUUAUCCUCCCCCUUCGGAGAAACUCAGACCGCUUUUGUUCUGGUUUGGUUAUCCCAUCGACUGUGCAAAGCUCGAAGCCUUCGUGCAAGAACAGAGGCAUCUCUACCCUGAUCUUUCUCAGGAUUACACUGGGAGCGAGGGGAUUGACCAUGCCUGGAAUCGCAUCUUCAUAAUCGGUGUCAUACGCAAGAUCUUCGGGGAGUCAACUCGACUGAUACCUGUGUAUGGCCGCAGGAAGGGCAAACCCAUCAUAGUCAUGUCUUUCUACUGCAAUUUUGACGCCCCGGAAAGAGUGGUACAUGAGAACGAGAAAGCGUUCGCCCUCAAGUUCACCAGUUUGGAAGGGGAGCCGAGGUGGUAUCUUGACUGGCGUCGCAACCCUUGUCCCUCAGAUCUCUAACGUUAAGGUGGAUGUUACCCUCGCCGACAGUUGAGCUUAUUUUUGCUUACGUUUCUAUACAGAAAUCAUGUUCAUGUAUCAAUUUUGCUGCGAAUGACUGU